Molecule: messenger RNA, 3585 nt
Organism: Alternaria burnsii
Lineage: Eukaryota; Fungi; Ascomycota; Dothideomycetes; Pleosporales; Pleosporaceae
Product: long-chain-fatty-acid-ligase 1
Exons: 3
Coding region: 1-3585 (1194 amino acids)
Biological process (GO): long-chain fatty acid metabolic process
Cellular component (GO): membrane; endoplasmic reticulum
Molecular function (GO): long-chain fatty acid-CoA ligase activity
Source: RefSeq, a predicted model, not a curated record
AUGUUCGGAUCUACAGAUGCUCAGAUCGAUCGCGCGACCGAGCUCCACGAGCCUCCGGCCAAGGGACAGCCUUACAGUGUAGCGUUGCCGGGCUCGGAGGCAGAGGGAAGGAGUGCUAUCUACAGGCACUGGAGAUUCACAGACAAGCCUCUGCUGGACCACCUGGUUCCCGAGAUCAGAACACCACAUGAAGCGUUUGAGAACUCGGUUGCGAAAUGGCCCAAGAACAGAUGCCUGGGACACCGCCCGUAUGAUACCGCUACCAAGACCUUCGGCCCUUACGUUUGGGAAGACUACGAGACAAUCGCCAAGCGGAGAACCAAUUUCGGCGCUGGUCUUGUACAUCUACACAAACAAGCUGGCGUUACCGCACACAAGUAUGGUAUCGGACUGUGGUGUCAGAACAGGCCGGAAUGGCAAAUCACUGAUCUGGCGUGCAUGUCCCAGGGCCUCUACACAGUCUCUAUCUACGACACUCUAGGCCCGGACACGACCGAAUACAUUAUCAACCACUCGGAAUUGAACUGUGUGGUUGCUGGAAUGAACCAUGUUACGGCACUGUUGAAGCUGAAGCCUCGACUACCCUCGCUCAAGAUUAUCGUGGUUCUCGACCCACUUUCAGCUGGCGAGCUCCCCGGCGAGUCCAAGGGCGACCUCCUGAACUCGCUUGCUAGUGAGCAAGGUGUUGCCAUCCACUACAUCCGCGAUGUCGAGGCUCUGGGUGAGAGGCAACCGAUUCCGAUGAACCCGCCUACACCCGAAGACAUUGUUACCAUCAACUACACAUCUGGCACAACAGGCAACCCCAAGGGCGUCGUCUUGUCCCACCGAAACGCGCAUGCCGGAACAUGCACUUCCAUGGUCAUUAUGGGUAGCGGACCUAGCGAGAUUAUCUGCUCUUUCUUGCCCUUGGCGCACAUCUAUCAGCGGUUGGGAGAACACAGUGGGCUGGCAACUGGCGCUGCUAUUGGUUACUUCCACGGAAACAUUGCAGAGCUUGUAGACGACUUGCAGAUGCUACGACCAACCAUCUUUUCGGGUGUACCAAGGCUGUACAACCGCUUCGGAGCCAAGAUCAAGGAAGCGACUGUCCAGGCAACUGGCAUCAAGGGAGCACUAUCCCGACACGUGGUAUCGACCAAGCUGGCGGCCGUCAACGACAAGCAAAACCCAACCAACAAGCACAUGCUCUACGACCGCAUUUGGGCUAAGAAGGUUUCUGCCGGUCUCGGACUGGAUCGAUGCAAGGUCUUGGUCAGUGGCUCUGCACCCAUUGAUCCUAGUCUGCAUCAAUUCCUCCGUGUUGUGUUUGGAAGCAACUUUACACAGGGAUAUGGACUGACUGAGACGUAUGCCGUUGCCCUUGUCCAGCAUGAGGGUGACUUCUCGGCUGGUAAUUGUGGUGGCGUUGGGCCCAACACAGAGUGUGCUCUGCUCGACGUGCCUGACAUGGAGUACAUGUCUACUGACAAGCCGCACCCCCGUGGUGAACUCCUGAUCCGCUCUGCGUCGCAGUUCAAAGAGUACUUCCGUAAUGAGGAGGAGACGGCCAAGGCUAUUGACGCCGACGGUUGGUUCCAUACUGGCGAUAUCUGCUCUGUUGACGAACUCGGCCGCUUCAAGAUCAUCGACCGCAGGAAGAACGUCCUUAAGCUCGCACAGGGAGAGUACAUCUCACCCGAGCGGAUUGAGAACGUGUACCUUGCCAAUUGCAGCUACCUCGCGUCUGGCUAUGUGCACGGCGAUUCGCACCAGUCGUUCCUUGUGGCUCUCUUUGGUGUUGCGCCAGACAUCUUCCCGCAAUUCGCGUCCAAGGUGCUGGGCGAGAAGAUUCCGGAAGGUGACAUUGAGAAGCUGAAGGAGGCGUGCAAGAACAAGAAGGUCGAGCAGGCAGUGCUUAAGGAGCUAGACAAGGUGGGACGAAAGAACAAGUUCAACAGCUAUGAGCGUGUCAAGGCUGUAAGGUUGUUUGUCGACCCAUGGACCAUUGACAACCAACUUUUGACCCCAACAUUGAAGCUGAAGCGCCCGCAGACGGUCAAGGCCUUCAGGCAGCAUCUAGAUGACUGUUACGAGGAGGCGCUGGCCGAAGAGUCGAAGCCCAAGGCGAAGUUGGUCCUCCUCACCUCGGAUACGAUACCUUGUAAUUGUUUAUGUCCGACCAAAGCUGCAACCACGCAGCGCAACUUCUCGACCAACAAGUCGGAACAAAAUAUCGCAACCCCUCCCACAUUCCACCCUCGAACCUGCUCCACCUCGUCUUGUCCCCAUCACAAGACUGCAUCUUGGCGCCGCGAGCACGAUAAACGGAUGCCCGUCACGCGCGCAGCAGCUCAGGCCAUGAGCGACGACGUCGACGAGUCGACACAGCCACGCGCAUCGCGCUUCAAGGAGCACACCAACACGAAUGGCAGCAUACGACCGCCGCCCGACGAGCUAUGGAAGGACAUUGGCAUUGAGGAGCUGAUUGAGCAGUUCAAUGAGGAGAACUCGAAGCCGCCGACUUCGCGAAAGAGCUCUGCGAAUCGUGUCCCUCGCCUGGUCAAGUCGUCUUCACGGGCAGCUUCCGGGAGCGCGACGCCUUCAGAUUCGGGCGUCGUAACGACCAUCCAUGGAUCGGCAUCGACGCCGUCCGAGGGGACAUAUGCCCGCCUCCAGCGCGCAUUCGCGUCCAUGUUCGGCAGCGUCCUGGGCAAGCGCAAGGCCGGAGCCACAGAUGCAGAGCGCGAGAGGGACCAGUACCAACAAAUACUAGAGGAGCGCAAGAAGGCGGCCGAAAUCGCGUACCACGAGGCCAAAGACCUCGGUCUUCUCCCUACGCCAAAGGUCUACGUGCGACCCGCCAUCAAGUCGCGACAGGUCGGCACCCCAUCUCAGCCUGUCGCGGCCGAGAAGAUGCAGCUGGGCUUGACCGCAGCCAUGGCCGAGGCAGCCACGCCUAUCCGAGCUCCACGAACACCAACUCUCCGUCACACCCCCAGCAAGAAGGAUCUGUACAAGCAGAAGAAGCUCACCAAGCGCGUCUCGGACCUCGAAUACAAGCUCGCCUCCGCCCGCAAGGAGCUCCAGACGGUCCUCUACAACGACGUACCGCCUGUCCCACGCAUCCCCGACUUCGCACCACCCACACCCGACGUCACGCAAAGCGAAAACGACGGCAGAUCGCCAAGUGCCACCCCGCUCACUGAACCUCCUCAGAGCAUCGGCAAGAUCGUAAAGAAGCGCAAGGCCAUCGUCAACGACUCGGACGGCGAAUACAAACCCAUAUACACCGAUUCCGAGGGCGACCUCGAUCUUCUCUCCACCCACUCCGCCUCCGAAGCCGAGAUGUCUGAGCGCAGCACAAAACGCCCCAAGAGCGUCAAGAGCCCUGCAGGCAAGAGUCCCAGGAGAACCAGUUCGAGGUUGGUGAAGAGGUUCUCGAGAAACAACUUGAGGAGUGAGGAGCCUGUCAGGGUUGUGCCCGACGGUAUGCAUGUACCUGAUGUGCCUAUCAUACCUCACGAUAUGGAGAGCAAGGGAAAGAAAGUCAAGGUCAAGGUCAGUGAUGAUGGAUUUGGAGGGUUGGGCCACGAGAUCUUCUGA